GUCGGCCCUCUCUGCACGCGUUUUGUUUCGCCCAACGGCCGUCUCCGCUGGCGAUAUUCGUCGUAGCGGUCCUCGUCCGACAUCUAGCUCACGAAUCAUCGCCGUGGAUGUGAGCGGCCGUGAGCCAACAUGAGCGGCUUCGGAGGUGUCCGGGACUCGCGUGCGAACGACCUUCCCGAACGAGACUUUUGGGCCUGUCCGUGCCCCAACGGGUUCUUGCAAUCUGCCAACGCGACUCGCUCGUCGUCGCCUCCAUCCGCUUCCUCCCCCAUCCCUUCCUCCUCUUCGCCUUCCUCCUUCCAAAAUGUCUGCCUCGGCGCUGGCUCGCAUACGCCCCGCCCUCGCGCGCGCCGCCGUCCGUGCUCCCCGCUCCGCUUCCGUCCUUGCCCGUGGUCUCCAGACCGCCGCCGACAGCACGACGCCCAUCUCGGAGCCGGCCCAUUCUGAGCCGUUCAAGGUCCGGCUCCACGACGACUCGUUCCACGCCCACAACUUGGAUGCGCCCAGUCUCGAGGUCGAGGUCACGAAGGAUGGCCUGCUCAAGAUGUACAGCCAGAUGACGACCAUGCGUCGCAUGGAGAUGGCCGCCGACGCGCUUUACAAGGCAAAGCUCAUCCGUGGCUUCUGCCAUCUUGCUAUCGGACAGGAAGCUGUUUCCGUAGGCCUUGAGCACGGUAUCACCCCGGAUGACAAGGUCAUCACCUCCUACCGUUGCCACCCCUUCGCCGUCCUCCGCGGCGGCUCCAUCACCGGUGUGCUCGCCGAGCUGCUUGGUCGCCAGGCCGGCAUGUCGCACGGCAAGGGUGGAUCGAUGCACAUCUUCACCAAGAGUUUCUUCGGCGGUAACGGUAUCGUCGGCGCGCAGGUUCCCCUCGGCGCCGGCAUUUCGUUCGCGCAGAAGUACCUCGGCAAGAAGGAGGUCACGUUCGCGAUGUACGGUGACGGUGCUAGCAACCAGGGCCAGGUGUUCGAGGCGUUCAACAUGGCUAAGCUCUGGGACCUGCCUUGCGUCUUCGUCUGCGAGAACAACAAGUACGGCAUGGGUACCUCCGCCGAGCGCUCCUCGUCCAACACCGCCUACUUCACCCGCGGCGACAAGAUCCCCGGUCUGCAGGUGAACGGCAUGGACAUCAUCGCCGUCCUCCAGGGUGUGCGCUACGCGCGCGAGUGGGCGCUCUCCGGCAAGGGCCCGCUCCUCGUCGAGUUUGUCACCUACCGCUACGGCGGCCACUCCAUGUCCGACCCGGGCACCACCUACCGUACUCGCGAGGAGAUCCAGCGCAUGCGGAGCACACAGGACCCGAUCCGCGGCCUUAUGCGCUACAUCGAGGAGUGGGGUCUCGCGACCGAGGACGAUCUCAAGAAAAUCGACAAGGAGGCAAAGGCUACCGUUGACAAGUCCGUCGAGGAGGCCAAGGCGUCGCCCGAGCCGCCGCUCAGCGACCUCUGGACCGAUAUUUACUACAAGGGUACCGAGCCGCCCUUCAUGCGUGGACGUGAGCGGGAGGAGGUUCACUACUACUAGACGCUCGCGCGCUUGUGAUGUUAUGCUAUUCCCAUUGCCUUGGGCUAUAGAUUAAUGCGUGAUUGGAAAGCGAUCCGAGUGUGUGUGUGCGCGGAUAGUGCAUGAUCAUGCCGUUCCAAUAUCGUCUAUUCGAUGAAGUGC
Messenger RNA from Punctularia strigosozonata HHB-11173 SS5, 1666 nucleotides. Its product is annotated as mitochondrial pyruvate dehydrogenase E1 component beta subunit. The transcript is spliced from 5 exons. NCBI's taxonomy places the organism in Eukaryota, Fungi, Basidiomycota, Agaricomycetes, Corticiales, Punctulariaceae. The record is from RefSeq and is a predicted model, not a curated record. Bases 305 to 1525 code for a protein of 406 amino acids. Gene Ontology annotation, cellular component: intracellular membrane-bounded organelle. Gene Ontology annotation, molecular function: pyruvate dehydrogenase (acetyl-transferring) activity. Gene Ontology annotation, biological process: pyruvate decarboxylation to acetyl-CoA.